CGGUUUUUUUUUGUUGAAGCGAAGGGUUGGAUCGGUAUCGCACCAUCGAACCGAGAAGAAGAAGCGAGCGAGUGAGCGAGCUUGUCGUGUAAUUACCAAACAAAGCGAUGCGCCUGGCGAGAAUUGAAUAAAUAAAAGCGGCCGCAGCGUAUGACACUCACUCCCAGUCCACCUCCCCCUCCGAUCAGCAGGAAAGGAGCGGCAGCAGAAGAAUACGCAGCAGCAGGAGCAGCAGCAGCAAGGUGUGUGAACAGUUAGGCUGUGGCAGCCAGCGAGUGAGUGCGAGCAAGAGAGAGAGAGAGAGAGAGAGUGCCAGUGUGAGGACGAGUCGAACCAGGUGUGUUUACAUCCUGCUCUCCACUGCGUCCCCUGUCCCGUGUCCGUGUGCGUUCGCGUGUGUGCCACUCGCCAACAUAUCGAAAAUCGAGCAAUAAACAAUAAUAGAAAACUAGUGCGAAUCCCAGUGCCUGCUGGCUCUUUUUUUUGUGUGUGUACUCUUUCGCUGUGUGCGGUAUCCACGUGCGGUAUCAGCGGAAUCGUUGCCAACUAACUCCAAACGAAUCUGCGCAAAGCGGAAGCCCAAAGCACACGCGAAUUCCAAAUAAAGUCGCAGCGAGGCGAGCAACAUCAUCAUAAUCAUGGCACCGGCUCUGAGCAAACUGGCCAACAACCAGAGCGCCAUCGUCGGCGUGGCGGGCAUGACGGCGGCCCUCUGGAUAAUUGCCUACGGCAAGAUGUCCAACAAGAAGAGGAAAUCCGGCUAUGAGGACAAGAUCCAGUACACAAUUGCCGAGAAGAAGGAGAAGAAGGCGGGCAAGGCCCAUGUCAAUUCAGUAUUCUUCAAACAGCUCCGCCAGCUGCUCCCCAUCCUCAUUCCGGGCUUUUGGAGUGUGGAGACGGGACUGCUGUUCCUGGUUGCCGCUGCCCUAAUUGGACGCUCCGUAAGCGAUAUCUGGAUGAUCCAGAAUGCAACUGUGGUGGAGAGCACCAUUAUCCACAUGAAUCGGGCCAAGUUCAAGACGGCACUUCUCAAGUAUCUGACAGCUCUUCCUGCGAUCUCCGUGGUGACCAACGUCCUCAAGUGGAGUCUUGGUGAGCUGAAGCUUCGCUUCCGAACAAACCUCACACAUCACCUGUACAGUCAGUACCUAAAUGGCUACACGUACUACAAAAUGUCGAAUUUGGACAACAGGAUAGCCAACGCCGAUCAGCUGCUGACCACGGACAUUGACAAGUUCUGCGAAAGCGCCACGGACCUGUACUCGAACAUCAGUAAGCCCGUGCUGGACAUCUUCAUCUAUGUGUAUCGCCUGACUGUGAACCUGGGCGGCAAGACGCCCUCGAUCCUGAUGCUCUACCUGCUCUUCGCCGGCGUUUUUCUAACACGCCUGCGCCGUCCCACUGGCCGCCUCACUGUCGAGGAGCAGAAGCUGGAGGGAGAGUUCCGGUACGUGAAUAGCCGUCUGAUUACCAACUCGGAGGAGGUGGCCUUCUACCAGGGCAAUGUGCGCGAGAAGCUCACACUGCUGGCCAGCUACUCCAAGCUGCGCUCGCAUCUGCGCAAGUUCCUCGAGUUCCGCGUCAGCAUGGGCAUCAUCGACAACAUCAUCGGCAAAUACUUCGCCUCGAUUGUGGGCUUCUAUGCGGUAUCCAUUCCCUUCUUCACGGACAACCAUCCGCUGCUGUCCGGCGAGCAGAGCGGGCAGCGCUUGCAGGCCUACUACACAUACGGACGCAUGCUGGUCAAGCUGGCUGAGGCCAUCGGACGCCUGGUUCUCGCCGGACGCGAGAUGUCCCGUCUUGCCGGCUUCACUGCCCGCAUGACCGAGCUGAUCAAGGUGCUGAGUGACCUCAACAAGGGCACCUAUGAGCGCACCAUGGUCAAUGGCAACAACAUCACGCAGAAUGCCGGCGGCUCGGGGGCAGCCAGCAGCUUUGGUCCGAAUAAGGGAAUCAUGUGCUUUGAGGACAACAUUAUCCGCUUCGAACAGGUGCCGCUAGUGACGCCCAACGGUGAUGUUCUGCUCAAGGAGCUGACAUUUGAAGUGAAAUCUGGCACCAAUGUCCUGGUCUGCGGUCCCAACGGUUGCGGCAAAUCCUCCCUGUUCCGUAUCCUCGGCGAACUGUGGCCCACGUGGGGUGGCAAGGUGACGAAGCCUUCGCGCGGCAAGCUCUUCUACAUACCUCAAAGGCCCUACAUGACACUGGGAACACUACGUGACCAGAUCAUCUAUCCUCAUACGCGCGAGGAUAUGCGGCGCAUGGGACAGAGCGACGAGGAUCUCAUGCACUAUUUGGAAAUUGUGCAGCUGACUUAUUUGGAGCAGCGCGAGAACGGGCUGGAUGCCAUCGAGGACUGGAUCGACGUGCUGUCCGGAGGUGAGAAGCAGCGCAUUGCCAUGGCCCGGCUCUUCUACCAUCGGCCGCAGUUCGCCAUUCUGGACGAGUGCACCAGUGCCGUCUCCGUGGAUGUCGAGGGCAAGAUGUAUAGCUAUUGCCGCGAAGUGGGCAUCACGCUCUUUACCGUCUCGCAUCGCAAGUCGCUUUGGGUGCACCAUGACAACUACCUGCAGUUCGAUGGCCGUGGCAGCUACGAGUUUGCUCCCAUUGACCAGGACAAGGAGCACUUUGGCUCGUAAGGGGACGCAAGGCUCUGCAAUC
Messenger RNA from Drosophila serrata, 2661 nucleotides. RefSeq names its product ATP binding cassette subfamily D member Pmp70 (gene Abcd3). Gene Ontology annotation, cellular component: peroxisomal membrane. Gene Ontology annotation, biological process: very long-chain fatty acid catabolic process; long-chain fatty acid import into peroxisome; peroxisome organization. Gene Ontology annotation, molecular function: ATP binding; ABC-type transporter activity; ATP hydrolysis activity. NCBI's taxonomy places the organism in Eukaryota, Metazoa, Arthropoda, Insecta, Diptera, Drosophilidae. The record is from RefSeq and is a predicted model, not a curated record.